This is a messenger RNA of Castor canadensis (American beaver), 716 nucleotides long. RefSeq names its product mitochondrial ribosomal protein S12 (gene Mrps12). Gene Ontology annotation, cellular component: ribosome; small ribosomal subunit. Gene Ontology annotation, biological process: translation. NCBI's taxonomy places the organism in Eukaryota, Metazoa, Chordata, Mammalia, Rodentia, Castoridae. Gene Ontology annotation, molecular function: structural constituent of ribosome. The record is from RefSeq and is a predicted model, not a curated record.
AAUCAGCAUGUCUGCAGACCCUGCUAGGGUCGGUGAGGUCGGUGGAUUCCACCGAUCCCCUAAGCCUCCCAGCUCUCGCCUUCUCCCGUUUCUCCUUCCUCACUCACGGCGAGGUUAAGUUUGAGGACGGAUUUUUUGUUGGUUAUACCCUUAGAGGAAAUUCCUUAGAUUUAACAACCAAAAGUGGGACGGGAACAAUUUGCGACCACGGCCACUUUCCCCUGCUUCUUUCUGAGUCUCUUACUCCUAACACAGGGACGCACCAGGCGGCGAGAUGUCCUGGUGUGGCCUUCUCCGUAGCCUCAACACGUCCUUAAGUCGUGGCCUGGCCCUGGUUCCCCAGCUCUGCGCCACUCGCUCCAUGGCUACCCUGAACCAGAUGCACCGUCUGGGGCCCCCCAAGCGGCCACUUCCGCGGCCCGGCCCCACCGAAGGGCGGCCGCAGCUGAAGGGCGUGGUUCUGCGCACGUUCACCCGCAAGCCCAAGAAGCCCAACUCGGCCAACCGCAAGUGCUGCCGCGUGCGCCUCAGCACGGGCUGCGAGGCCGUGUGCUUCAUCCCCGGCGAGGGCCACACGCUGCAGGAGCACCACGUGGUCCUGGUGCAGGGCGGCCGCACCCAGGACCUGCCUGGCGUCAAGCUCAAGGUUGUGCGCGGCAAGUACGACUGCGGCCACGUGCAGAAGAAGAAGUGACCGUGGGCGCGGUGGGCCGGGU